GUGCAUCAUGGAAAUCGUUAUGUCUACACUGCCCACUUUUGGUGUGGAAAAAACCUAAAGAGUUUAGUCACAGAUGGGUGAAAGAAACACAUAUGAGAAAGUAACUGUAAAAACAUGAGGGAGGUGAACAGUCAAUCAUUUAUCUCCUGCUAACCUCUUGUGUUAUCCAAUAAAGGGAUGAAUAUAAAAAGGACUGGUGGAAGAAAGACAGGACAACAUCCAGAUCAUUCCUCUGUGAAACUACUAUCAAGUAUGGAGGCUGCUAUCAGUGUGUUGGUCUCCCAGUUUAAGGCGUUUGCUGGAAAGGAUGGCUCCUCAGAUACUCUCAGCCGAGACGAGUUCCAGAGCUUGGUGGUUUCACAGCUGCCCAACCUUGUCAAGAAUGCCAGCGACCCAGCCGCCAUCGACAAACUCAUGGGCUCACUGGACGAGAACAGCGAUGGGGAGUUGACUUUUCCGGAAUUCUGGCAGCUCAUUGGUGCUCUGGCGAGCCAACAGGGAGGCUUCAGUAAAUAGGAUCUCAAUACAUGAAUUGAUUCACAUUGUUUCAUUUAAUGUUGUGUUUUCUUCCUUGUUACUGAUCUGGGCUGCAUUUCCCUGAUGCGUUGUU
Molecule: messenger RNA, 610 nt
Organism: Clupea harengus (Atlantic herring)
Lineage: Eukaryota; Metazoa; Chordata; Actinopteri; Clupeiformes; Clupeidae
Product: protein S100-A13-like
Cellular component (GO): perinuclear region of cytoplasm
Molecular function (GO): calcium-dependent protein binding; transition metal ion binding; calcium ion binding
Source: RefSeq, a predicted model, not a curated record